UCUUCCAAUCUUCCCUCGCCUAUCUGUCCUGUUUUGAAUCUGCCCGGUGUUGUUGAGGCCCAAAACCCUAACUCUACAAAGAUCGAUUCCCUCCAGAAAGUCUACAUCAUGAGUCUAAUCCCACACUUAUCAACCUCCUCCUCCUCCUCCUCCUCCUCCAGGACCUACGAGAUCUGCUUGGUUUGCGGAGCCAACUAUGGAACACCUGAUUAUCGUUAUGAAGUUUUCGUCGUUGACGUUGGUCCUAGCUCUGGUGGUGAUCAUGGAUUAAGAGUAUUGCGCAAUCCCUUGUUCCGAAUUCCGGAAGGCUACGCCACUAUGGGCUUCUUUGCCGUUGAUUCGAGCAUCUACUUUCUUGGAGGAUUUCGUUUGAAUGAACCUGAUCCAUCUUUGAGGAUUUCGAACGAUGUUUAUGUCUAUGACACAUCCUCCAGCGACUCCGCCAUCAAAAAGUUAAGUUGCAUGAAUUAUGGCAAGCUCUUGCCUGUGAUUAUUGGUCCUCUUAAUGAAAAGUUCUAUGCAAUUAGUAAAUACUUGUCAUAUCAUGAUUUUGAGGUGUUCGACCCAAAAUUGGAUUCUUGGUCUUGCCUUUGUCAGCCUCCUGUUCCUGAUUCGCCUGAAAAUGAUUUUGCUUAUGCCAUUGAUUCAUAUGCUGUUGUGAACCAAGACCGCGAAAUUCUCAUGUUGACCUCAGUCGGUCUCUACUCCUAUUAUAUUGAUUCAGAUAAAUGGCAUUUUUACGGCAAAGCUGCUUCUAUUCCAUUUGUCUAUGAUCGAAGGUCAACUGGAUGUACAGUGUCAAUUGGUGGUGACUGCUGUUUAGGGUUUACCCACUGCUGUGAUUUUCGUGAUCCCAAUUUAGGGUUUAUCCACCCCAAGUGUGAUGAUGAUGGCCAUAUAGUACUUGGUACCUAUCGCCACAACAGUAGUGAUCAUACUUGGCAUGACUUCCACCGAAUCUGUGACUGGCCCGAAAAAGAAAAAGUGGAAUGCCGUGCCUAUCCUAUGUCUUUGGGUGAUGGUCUAGUCUGCGCUGUUGUGUCCGGAUAUGAUCCCGGAUAUGAUCCCGGAUAUGAUCAGAUAGUCCCUGCCCCUGCCCCUGCAUAUGAUGAUGACCCCCACUUACCAAGUACACACAUUAUAUCAAUAGGGGUUUUUGUAGAUGGACCCAAAUUCAAUCCCCUCUAUACCCAUCAGUACAAGGACGACCACAAUAUGAAGCACUGCAAGAGGACCCUCGUAGCUUCCUUCCCCUUAUUCAGGAGCAAGCAACGGACUGUAUGACUGAGGAGUCAUGAUGGAUAUGUGGAGCGCUGUUGCGUACCUACCUGGAAGGUAGCAGGCAUGGGGAGCGAGUCUAGUAUGGUCUUUUUUUUUGUGUGCUUGUUGCAUCUAGUUUUUACUUUCUAUUUUGAGAGAUUGACUCUCGAGAUAUCUUAUGGUACUGUUAAGUUAUGGUUUUCUGGUACUUGUGUGGAUGGUUUUACUAGGUUGGAUUAAGCUAUGUAAUCGUUAAAAAGUGUCAUAUUUCUUGACAAACAUCAAGCUCGAGCACAUCUAAUAGACCAUUAUAUGCUUGAUUUGUGGGUAACUAGCUUACCAUAUCAUGCUCUAGUUGCUUUUGUUACAAUGUCCAUCUGAAAUGAAUGAACUUGUGUGGUGCCUCA
This is a messenger RNA of Tripterygium wilfordii, 1667 nucleotides long. RefSeq lists its product as uncharacterized. Lineage: Eukaryota; Viridiplantae; Streptophyta; Magnoliopsida; Celastrales; Celastraceae. The transcript has 2 exons. Gene Ontology annotation, molecular function: protein binding. The record is from RefSeq and is a predicted model, not a curated record. Bases 109 to 1284 code for a protein of 391 amino acids.